Molecule: messenger RNA, 5625 nt
Organism: Manduca sexta (tobacco hornworm)
Lineage: Eukaryota; Metazoa; Arthropoda; Insecta; Lepidoptera; Sphingidae
Product: P protein
Exons: 20
Coding region: 115-2637 (840 amino acids)
Biological process (GO): transmembrane transport
Cellular component (GO): membrane
Source: RefSeq, a predicted model, not a curated record
CUGUCAACAUAAUAAUAUGCGGGUAUAAAAUAAAUAAAAUCAAAACGUUAUUGGCAUAAAUGUCCUAUGUCAAUAUGUAGUUUUGUUUAUAAGCAAUAAAUAAGUGUAUUGUAUAUGUUGCUGAAAGAUUCAAGAAGCAACAUGGAGAGGGACUCAUCCUCCUCUACUGUCUCCAUCAUCGAUUCCAGUUCUGGUGAAAAGAGAUACUUCUUCGGAGCAAAUGGUAUCCACAAGAAUAGCUCCAGUAACGACGCAGACAUAUCGCAUACGGACUGUGAACGUGAGCUGACACCGGGAUCCCUUCAGAUCUGGCUGGAUCUACCGGAGGAGAUCAAGCAUGAUCCACUGCUCGCGCCUUUCAAACGGCUCUACGAGGAGACACAUGGUAAGAUGGAGUCAUCAGAAAUCAUUGAAGAUAAUGAAGAAUCCGACAAAAAUUCACAGAGAACUGAGAAAUGUGAAAACAAACUAUUGGAGAACCUAGAGGGCGCUGAAAGGUUAAUGGAACCUAUGCAUGUUGCAAAAGAGAAAAAAAUCAAAAGCAAUACAAAAAUCCAGUUGACCAAAAUACUCCGAGUUAUAAAGCUGUGCGUGCUGGUGGCCAGUUGGGUGCUCCUUACAGUCUCUUUACUCUUAAACAGGGAGAGAGACAAUACCGUCCUACACACAGCCCUCAACGAGGGAGAGACCAAAGAAUACUCUCUACCCAUCAACAAAGAAGGAGUAAGGGUGCAGUUCACUCUGACUGGUCCUUUCAACCAAGCGGUUGGAAAUGACAGUGAUUCUCAGUUGCAACUGUGGCUGCACAGGCGAAUACCCACUGGCAGUGGGGAGGAUAUUCAGCAGAAUUCAACCAAAUGGAUAGUAUACAUACAACCGGAAGAUAAUUUAGAUUUUGCACCCAGUGUUACUGAAACGAGAACUUUAACACUGGACGCGAACAAGCUGUCCUCAAUGUACAAGAAAAAUGAAAAUCGUACCAAAACGAUACUUCAGUUUUUUCAAUGGAAUCAAAAAAAUAAUGGUUCCACGACGACGCUGCGCAUGCGCACGACAUGCAACGCGACAGUACCACUCACUGUCACCUACCACCUGGACCCGCUAGAUGAGGACGACGGCAUCAUCUACUCCCUGAUCCUGUUGCUCACUUUGUACAUCUUGAUUAUAUUUGAGAUCGUAAACCGCACGAUAGCAGCACUGCUGUCUUCAUCCCUGGCUGUGGCAGUACUGGCGCUGAACGGAGCGCGGCCCUCGCUGCCAGAGUUGGUGUCGUGGCUGGACGUGGAGACGCUGCUACUGCUCUUCAGCAUGAUGCUGCUCGUCGCGAUCCUGGCUGAGACAGGGCUGUUUGAUCGACUCGCUGUUCUUGCUUUUGAGGUGACCGGUGGUAACACGUGGCCGCUCAUCAACUGCCUGUGCAUCUUCACCGCGGUCUUCUCCACGUUCCUGGACAACGUCACCACUGUUCUACUCAUGACUCCUGUCACCAUCAGGCUAUGCGAGGUGAUGCACCUGAAUCCAGUCCCUGUGCUGAUGUCGAUGGUGAUAUUCAGCAAUGUGGGGGGCGCGGCCACGCCCGUCGGCGACCCCCCCAACGUGAUCAUCGCCUCGCAGCCCUUCGUCCUUCGCGAGAACAUAAACUUCACAUCAUUCACCCUUCACAUGGGCGUAGGAAUCCUUCUAAUAUGUGUACAAACGUACAUACAGCUGAGGUACAUGUUCAGGGACAAUAAACUGCGGCACACCCUCCCAAGCGACAUACAAGAAAUGCGUCAGGAAAUCGCCGUAUGGAAGAAGGCUGCAGCUUCCUUGGCCUCUUACUCUAAAGAUGAAGAUAUAGUGCGAAGAGCAUUGGAGAAGAAGGUGGAGAAGCUGCGGCACGCGCUGGCGCGGCGCGAGGCGGGCGGCGGCUGCAAGGCCGACCCCGCCUUCUGCUCCACGCUCGCGCACAUGAAGCAGAAGUACCGCAUCAGAGACAAGCAGCUGCUGAUAAAGUCUGCCACGUGCGUGCUGUUUGUGGUCAUCGUGUUCUUCCUUCACGCGAUACCAGAGUUGCAGCGUCUGUCCCUCGGCUGGACCGCCCUACUCGGAGCCCUGUUACUACUCCUGCUGGCUGAGAGAGACGACCUGGAGCCGAUCCUGGCCCGCGUCGAGUGGUCCACUCUCCUGUUCUUCGCAGCUCUGUUCGUACUCAUGGAGGCUCUCUCUAAGCUGGGCCUGAUCUCAUGGAUCGGCAGGAUGACGGAGGCGGUCAUCCUGCAAGUCAACCAGGAGUCGAGGCUUGCUGUCGCAAUCAUGCUCAUAUUGUGGGUGUCAGGGCUGGCAUCAGCGUUCGUGGACAACAUCCCGCUGACUACGAUGAUGGUGCGCGUGAUCGCUGCGCUCGCGCGCCCCGACGGGCUCGCGCUGCCGCUGGCGCCGCUCACCUGGGCGCUCAGCUUCGGCGCCUGUCUCGGAGGUAACGGCACACUGAUUGGUGCCAGCGCGAACGUGGUGUGCGCAGGAGUCGCCGAACAGCACGGCUACCGGUUCACGUUCAUGGAGUUCCUCAAGAUAGGCUUCCCGAUCAUGAUAGGCAAUUUGCUAGUCGCUUCUGUUUAUUUGUUGAUUUGUCACUGUGUUAUCUAUUGGCAUUAAGUCACGAUUCUCAGGUGUAUAGUAUGCACUGUAAAGUGCUUAGGGCCUCGCCACACUACGGAUACUAGUUAUUCAGGGUCAUUUUGACAUCGCGAUACUAAAUGUAACCACAUACGUAUCUUCUUGGAAAUAACACUUUACAAUAAGUUACUUGAGCCUUAGAUGUAAAUAAAAAGUGUAAGUUUCGAACAAAAAAAAAUAUUAAUUAAGAGUGAUUUUAAUUUUACGCGCCCUAAAGCCACUACGACUAUUCUAAGAGAAUUCCUUGCAGCGGCAACACUACUUUCAGUCAGAAAUACACCCACGCACAAGCCAUAUUCGCAUUAAACUACAAAAUGAUAAAAAAAUCAGAAAACUAAAACCAGAAUUUUUGAUGAAAAUAUUCGUUAUUAAUGGAUGAUUUUUGGCACAAUGUCUGCAAAGGUGAAGACGAGUAUGUGGUUUCAUUUAGUAUCGCAAUACAAAAUGACAUGUAUACUGUUAAUUUGUAAAUUUGCCAUGUAUUAAGGAAAUCACACAAGUCAGUGGUGAAGGGUCCAUAUAACCCGAAUCUUGCAGGCUUGCCUUUAUAAUAAUUAUAAUAAUAUCAGCCCUGUAUAUAUACUUGCCCACUGCUGGGCACGGGCCUCCUCUACUACUGAGAGGGAUUAGGCCUUAGUCCACCACGCUGGCCUAGUGCUAAUAAUAAUUUGUUUUGUUAAAUUCUUCAAUUCAUAGGAAUGACUACAAAGAUGCAUUUAGUUAUAUUUGAAAACAGUCCAUCUCUGAAAAUUCUUCAAUUUAUAGGAAGCUACAUUAUUCCUAAGUCAUGGUUGGCAAUGCUAUUGCUACUGUAAGAAUCUUUGAAGUUUUUGACAAUUUAACGAUGUUACCUCCUUCUGGCUAAAAGUACCCAGUAUCUCUCCGAACAAGUUAAUAGUAAUGUAGCUUCCUAUUAGUAAUUUCACUAUUCAAAAUCUUAGCAGUUUCUAAGAUUAGCGAUAAAAAAAACAGACAAACACUUCAGCUUUAUAUAUUAGUAUUGAUUAUAUCUUCGUUCCUUGAACGAAAACAAAUAUUUGCAAAAAUUUGCCAUCCUUUGUUUCUCGAAUACUUUUGAGGCUAUUUAAACCAAAGUGGUUUCUCUUAGAAAAGCGUGUAACUUCGUAUAUCAUAUCACUUUUUACAAGAUUUGAGUCUUAACCGCCUUGCUUUUCUUACAAACACUGUUGCCGUGGAUUGAACGCGACACCGCUUUACAUAAUUCAUAACUCGCUUUAUGGGACCAUUAAUGGCAUCCAGUGUCAGUUCUGUAGUAUGGAAAGGCCCUUAGAUUAUACAAGACAGCCGAGCCCUGGACGAGUUAACAAUGGAGGUAGAAUUAGGGUUGUAAUUAAAUUAUUGAUAAAAUGUAAUACUUUAGCCCGUUUUAUCUUUCCUUUUAAAUAUUCUAAAAGCGAGUUCACACUACAAUUAAAUAUUGUAAAGGCGAGUUCACACUACAAUUAACAAUAAGAAAUUCACCAAUCUGACAGCGAAAUUUCACACUUACCCUUAUCUGAUUAAAGCAAGAAAGUAACGAAGGAAAGAGAAAAAAAUAUUAUGUUUUUUAUUAAAAUCGUAAAUAUUAUGUGUUUUAAAUUACAGGAGAGGUAAAGCCGGGCAUUUACAUGUUAAACAAAUUCCUACUUUAUAAUAUAAUAAAUAAAGUAUAUUCCUGUGAUAUACAGUAGCUUAAUUAACAUUAAAGUAAUUUUAGAGUACAUUUAAGCAGAGUAGUCCUCAUUUUACAUAGCUGAAUUUAAUUUUAAUUUUAUUUUAUUCAUUAAACAUUCACAGCCCUUAAUACUAAAAUGACACAAUGUGAUACACUUAUCUUAAGGCCGACAACGGAUUUACAUUUUGUUUACACGUUUAAAUAACAUUUAAAAUCUGGACGCCGUUGGUUAAUUCUCAUUUCUAUGUCAACAUAUAUAAAAAUGAACAUCAAUAACUAUAAUAUACUGCCGGUGUAUAUUAUAUUUAUAUUUACGACACUUCAUUCGUAUCUCCGGUACGGCAUAAAUGAGAUAGUACUGAGAAUUGCCACUAGAUCGCGCGGUAACAUGCAUUACUGACAGCCGAGCGAAUAUCUCCGUCUCAUCAAACAAUACACGGAAUUAUUAUGUACUAGUUAUGUACAUGAUUAUCUAGGACUCCUUCGAUAGCCUUACAGACAUGCUUUAUAAAAUCCCCUAUUUACCUAGACUGCCUUGGUGGCGUAGUUGUACACGCGCGAUACGACAGCGCGCUGGGGUCCUGGGUUAGAAUCCCGGGUCGGGCAAAGUGAUAUUUGGGUUUUUCUGCUCAGUAUCAGCCCGGAGUCUGGAAUUUGUGCCCGAUAUGGCGAUAGGCUCGCCCCCUAUCACAUCAUGGGACGGAACACACUUGGCGAAAAGUGGGUGCCCUAGUUGCCUUUGCAUACCCCUUCGGGGAUAAAUGCGUGAUGUUGUGUGUAUUUACUUAUACGGCCAUCAAAGUUGUCCUUCGAUUGUCUGUAAUUGCAAAAAGACGGAUAUCUUCUAUCUAUAGACGGAAUAGGGCCCCUGACCUUAUAUUUAUUAGCACAGCCCUUAAUCAUACUGAAUCAUUCCAGUUUUAACAUAAAUUGUAGUUAACGAUGACGUUGCCUAUAAAUAGUUUUAUCGUUGCCAAUAACAUGAUUUUCCAUAUAUAUUUUUUUAAAAUCUUAUACUCAAACCCAAAAUCGCAGCUGGCAACCCGAUCUGUAACGAACAGUGCGGUAGUAUCAAAGGCCAAUCCGUCUUAAAUAAAGAAACAGAACGGGAUCUGGUAACCUUAUUUUGAUAAUGCGCUGUUAUGUACGCAGAGGAAUUUUUAUAUUUACUACAUAUAAAGUGUAGUUCAGAGAAACUAUGUGAUGUAAAAUGUAUUUAUUUCGUCUGCCAGUUCUGUGGAAUAUACUCUAACUUAAACAACGAAGCUUUUACAAUAAACUAUUGUUAUUAA